This is a messenger RNA of Cydia pomonella (codling moth), 4943 nucleotides long. RefSeq names its product facilitated trehalose transporter Tret1-2 homolog. The record is from RefSeq and is a predicted model, not a curated record. Gene Ontology annotation, cellular component: membrane. Lineage: Eukaryota; Metazoa; Arthropoda; Insecta; Lepidoptera; Tortricidae. Gene Ontology annotation, biological process: transmembrane transport. The transcript is spliced from 4 exons. Bases 2649 to 4190 code for a protein of 513 amino acids. Gene Ontology annotation, molecular function: transmembrane transporter activity.
AUACGGAUAAAAUUAAAUUAACAUUAUUCAUUCACUAAGUAAAUUAACUAUUAUUAUUUCCUAUUAUUAUCAUUAUUUGUACGGGUCGUACAUCUGAUAUGAUUCUUGAUGGUCGAUUGUAGUCUUGAUGGAAACACUGAUUUUGGUAUAUGUAUUUAUUGAUAACCAAGGUAUAUGAGUACUAGCUAGGAGCACGUAUAAACGUAAACUAAUUCAUAAAUCGAUGUAUGGCGUAAUCGCAAAUACAGCAAUUAUUAUAGUCAUUAUAUUUAAUUUUAACGCUGAAGCGAGAAAUAUGCGAUGCUUGCAUUGUACAUUAUCAAUUCAUUAACUAAGUAAAUUAUUCCCUUAGUCAAAUUAUAGCAGAUUUACGGAAAAAUUACAAUAUGGCGAUUUAAACCUAAGAAACUCGUAAUGAUCGUCAAAAGCACACGGCAUUUCAAAAUAUGAAUAAAAUAACAAUUAUAAUAUAUUGAAAUCAAUCCAUAAUAAUAAAUGUAAUUUCCAUAUAUCAAUUUCAGAAUAUAUUUAUAUAUAAAGUUAGACUAUCCACGUUGAACGGCGAUGCAUCAAGCAGGUCCCAGAGCGAGGAACCAAACCUCUCUCCCGCAUCCGUCUCUCCACUUCCCGGAAAAAGGCCUUGGCCUCACACCAAUUGUUGUUCAAAUGCAUUAAUCAAGAAUACCUACAAUGGAUUAUCUAAUAAAAGGGAUCUUAUUUAGCAUUCAAAUGCUUCGUCAGAUGGUUCGGUUCGCAAUUUUGCAGGUAUUCCUCAUCAUAAUAGGCUGGCCUUAUUUCAUCCUCGGAUUUUUGACUGAAAGUCUCCCGGUAGAUCGGAGUUGUUUACCGAGGUAAACAACUCCGAUGUGUCGAGACACGUUUGAACUUAAGUAAAUUAUUUCCCUCAAACAUCAGUAUUUGAAAUAUGUAUAGAGAGAAGUGUGUCAUGACGCCAUUUUAAGGUCACAUAAUGAUUUGUGUUGUCUGGACUAGUCGGUAGUGGCCCUGUCUAUGAUUUAUUUAUUUACUUUAACCUUUGGGAAACAAACAGGUAAAUACAACACGUGCUUAAACCAGAAUAUUACAUUCACAAGCUACACAGUUUCCACUAAUGAAUAAAUAUAUAUUUUUCUACUCGUCAACUGUGGAUUAAGAUUUCGUACACCAAAACUAUAAUUGCAUACUUUUCAUGCAUGGGCAAUAUCAGAGUAACACAUAAAGUAGGAACAAUUAAAAAUUAUAAUUAUGUAAUUAUUAUUAGUAUGUUUCAAUCUUCAUAACCUUGUCUAUAAUGUCUAUACAUAUCUUAUAUAGAAUUAGGUUAUCAAAACUAGUUCAUUAUUUAAACAUCGAUAAAUGCUUAAGGUGUGGUGAGGUUAUUCCAUUAAAUUGUAAAUAAAAAAAUACAAUUUAUAGAAUUAAAACACCACCAUCACCCAUCACCAAUCAUGAAAAUAAACCUGACUUGCGACCUGAUUGGCUGAUACUUGUACCGUGGGAAAAGUGUCUUCUCUGGGUUGCCACCUCUGCCACCUCGCACAUUGGCCGGACUGUCCGGACGACAAGAGCGACGCCUGAAAUAGAUGACUCCAAAAGCGCGAUGAGUACUCGGCGCUGCUGUCGGGCUAUAUGUUUGUCCCGUUCGCGCUGGAGACGUACGGGUGUUGGUGUGCUGAGGCCAACAUUCUCUUGGGCAAAUUGGGGCGGCAGUUGAGGGAGAGAGGUCAUGACCGUCGUUCCGGGUCAAUCUUGAUGCAGAGGCUAUCUAUCGCGAUUCAGCGUGGCAACGCGGCGAGCGUGAUGAUCACCUUUGCGUCCGGAAGGGCUCGGGAACUCAUUUCAUAAGCACAUCAAUCAUUUCUAAUUUCAUUAUUAUGAUUUCAGUAUUUUCGGAAUCAUAUUGAUUGAUUUUAGUCUGUAAGACUGCCCCACUGCUGGGCAAAGGCCUCCCCUCUUUCUCGCCAUUUGGUCUUAUCCAAUGCACACUCCCACCACUCUUUACAAAAUGCAUCAAGGUCUUCGAUCGUCGGUCUUCCACUGCCCCGAGAUCCGCCCUGUGGGACCCAGUCUGUAGCUAGUUUGGUACAGCGCUCGAGGUGCAUUCGGCAGACGUGCUCUGCCCAGACCCACUUUAGCUUGGCGGCAUUCAUGCCCACAUCCGCAAUGCCAGUUUUGGAACGCAGUUCGGUGUUUCUAACACGGUCGGCUCUGCGAACACCCAUUUCGGCAUCAUAUAUAAGAUAAAAUUAAAACUUUCCAAUAACAAACAUUACACUCACGUCUCACGAGAAACUUUCGUAAUAACCCGAACAUACCUCAGAUAAACAUACCUAGCUACAAUUUGCUGAAUAGUUCAACAAUGACUACUAGAUAUGAUACUUGAAACUCUAACGGUUCAUAAAUGUAAAUAAUUGAUCAAACUAUUUAAGAUAAUUUGUAAAAUGCAAUGUAUUUUUAACCUUCCGACUUAACAGUAAGAUCGUUUUUUGAAAGGAUUUAAAACAUCACAAGGUGUUGCUCUCGAUAACUAAUUAAAUAUAACUUAAAUGUUAUCACAAAUAAAUUAUAGUAAAUUGACAUAACAGAAGAAUUCGUGCAUUCGAGUAGUAGUGCGGCAGUUAUUAAAAUAAUAUAAAUAUUUUUAAAAAAUGUCAGAAAAGAGGAACCGGUUUAGUCCAUUUUUGAGACAAUGUCUGGUAACGGCCGCAGUGAGCAGCAGCGUGAUCGGUUGCGGUUGCGCGUUCGGCUUCCCAGGGAUCCUGUUACCUCAGUUGGGGCACCCUGACUCAACGCUUCAAGUCUCUGCAGACCAGGCUUCCUGGCUAGCCUCAGUUUCUUCAAUCCCGAUGAUCUGCGGUAACUUCAUGGUGCCAGCAUUGAUGACGCGUGGAGGAAGGAAGGUGGCGCUCUACGUGGUGACCCUCACCAUGAUGCUGGGCUGGUGCACCAUCAUACUCGCCCACGGCUAUGAGUUGCUGCUGUUAGGCAGAAUACUCCAAGGCCUGUCGUUUGGAAUGUUUAUGCCACUCCGCUCUAUCUUCAUCGGCGAGUGCACCAGCCCGCGCUACCGAGGCGGAUUCCUCUCCACAUCCACACUAGCCCAGACCUUCGGCCUCCUAUUCGUCCAUCUCAUCGGAUCACUCAUCAGCUACCAGAUGACAGCCCUCUGUUCCAUAUCCUUCGCUGUCAUCAGUCUCAUCUUAGCCAUAAUCUCACCAGAAUCACCAAGCUGGCUAGCGACAAGAGGACAAUAUGACAGAUGCAGAAAGAACUUCAUAUGGUAUAGAGGAGAAGAAGAAAUACCAGAGCUGGAGAAGAUGAUACAGAGCGUUAAGCUUUUAAAAACAAAACAGAGUACUGAGCAGAAUAAAUUUAAAGAGAUUAUGGCUGUUGCAACAAAAAGGGAAUUCUACAAACCUAUAUUCCUCAUGUUUGCCUUAUAUAUUCUGAUGACGUGUUCAGGAGGGCUUAUAAUGGGAGCGUACUCAGUUACGAUUCUGCAGCUUCUGCUUGGGCCUAGCAUUAAUGCCCAUUUAUGGAUGGUGGCAUUAGAUUUUCAGAGAUUAAUCUUCAGUAUAAUUGCAGUUUAUGUAAUAAAUAAAGUUAGAAGACGAAUAAUGUUGUUCAGUGUUGGGGUGCUCUGUGCAAGUAGUCAGCUAGCUAUGGGUGCUUACGUUUUCGCCAGAACUAAGGGUUAUUUAUCGUUUGAUUCUUUAUGGAUUCCUGGUAUACUUAUAAACCUGCAGAUGUUUAGUGUGUCAAUGGGCAUGCAGCCACUGCCAUUUGUUAUAGCUGGGGAAGUAUUUCCUUUGCAGUACAGAGGUUUAGGUGGAAGUAUCGGUUUAAUAGCGCAGUGUGGGUCUGUCUUUAUUGUUCUUAAGGCGUUUCCUAGUUUAAUAGCCCUUGCCGGUCUGCAUGGAACAUUUACUGCGUAUGCUGGGGUGAUAGUUGCUUGUCUGGCGGUGGCGUGGGUGCUAUUACCGGAGACAAGCGGCCGGACCUUGCAGCAGAUAGAAGAACACUUCAGGGGGGCUCCGCUCCCGGACCUAGAGGCCGAUGUUAGGGAGUCAGCGCCUCUGAAUGGCGUAGAUAAAAGAGGCAGUAAAACUAGUCAAACAUUAAUGCCAAGUUGCAAUGGCACAGAGAGAGUAAAUUUAGAAGAAACUGAAGCUAUUGGUACUGUUAAAUAACUUCUUAUACGCAAUUUAGGAACGACUAGAUAGAUGUGUAAUUAAAAUAUUUUCAUAAAUGUGAACAAUCGUACAAUGUCCCUCCGUAAUACCAUGCGGAAUGAAGCUGUGGGCCAAAGAAGAUGAAAUAAACAAGUUACUGUAAAAAUAUUUUGUAACAAUUUUUUUGCCGACUGUACUUCUCAUUUGUAUGUAUAUCAAGUACUUCUCGACACCUAAUGAGCCUAAACUCGAUGUCUUUGUGUUUCUUCAUCGAGGAGUUCCUUUGGUUACCUUCGAUCGGUUACCAGAUCGACUCUAUUUUAGGUUAUUAUUGUAUUGUCAUCGAAAUUACGGAAGUAUCUAACUCUAGAUUUCAACUGCGUCAGACACCGGGAAUUGGUUCUAAUUGAAGUUACAAUAUUGAAGCACACAAAUAUAUACGCAGUUGAAGCUAAAUAAAAGUGUGUUCGCCAGAAAGAGUUAAAUUAAAUCAAGACAAGUUCAAAUAGUUGGCACCUAGCUGUUCAGAUUUCUUGUGAAAUAUAAGUAAAAACAAUCGAAUAUUGUAUACAUUCCCGUGGUGGUACACGAGAUCCUUAGAUAAAUAUAUGACUGCUUGUUGUAGGUAAUGAUCUUAUUUUCCCACAAAUACCCUACCCUACCCUACCCUACCAGAUACCCUAUUUGUCCUGAUAAGGCAUCCUUACAUUAAGAUUACCUAAUUAGGAAUUUUAAAUAUAAAUUUGUUUAAGUUAAAUUAACUAUAAGCGA